GGACCUGGCUCCUCCUCCCCUCCCUCCUCUCCCCGGGGCUGGUUGCUGAUUCAUCCUAAUAUGUUGGCAGGAAGGUGAAGAGAUUUUAUUGCCUGUGCACCUGCUCACAACUGAUUUCACUCAAGAGUAAGGCUGUGCUGAAAGAAAAAUGGAUCACAGGCUGGUCACUCUUGGACUCUUGCUCUUCUUUCAAGGCCUCCCGUGGUUGACUCUCCAAGACGCAACAUUUAGUCUUGAGAGCAAUGACGUUGCUUUUAAUAUGAGUGACCUUCUCAGAAGUGACACUGAACAGAGGUUGGACAAGCAAAGCAACGCAUCCAGUGUGGAAACAAGCGCCGAUGAUUCCAGCGGAGCAGCUUCAGGAUCUUUGGCCACAUUUGAAGCUAACAACAACCAGACUGAAGAGACAACAUGGGAGGAGGUCAACACCACUGUUACACAUCGACCCCUGAUAACAACUGCAGCAAGGGAAUUAAACAAUUCCAAAUCGGAUCAGGUUGAUUUGACGCAGGGUGAAGCCUUAAACUCAUCGGUGGUGAAUCAAAACUCAACAGAGUCGAGUCAAAACUCGACCGAGAUGAGUCAAAACGCAACUUUGUCACCUGGAAAUUCAUCCGCCCAUUUGGAUUUUGACAACUCAACAGGCCCUCUAGAUGUGUCUAACGCUACUCAGACGCUCCCAACUUCAGCUCCAGAAGUCAACGUCACCAAAUCAGUUCUGCCUAAACCAGAAAACACAACAGAGCUACCCAAGAACACAAGCCUCAACGAUCCGGCUGUGGAAACCACAGCAGCCCCUGCGACCACCAGGGCCAUGACCCCAGGGUUAUUCACGACUGCGUCUGCAGUUCAAACUACAGCAGGCAUUCUGAAGUCCUCAGUCGCUCAGAAAGCAUCAAACCUGACGGACAAGAAUGCAGCAGCAGGGAGCAGCUCCGAAAGAGGUUUGGAUUCAAAGGGUAAGCGGCAGGGUGCCUGGGGGGCUCUGCUGGGGAUAGGGGUGGCAGUGGCUCUGGUUGGAUUUGUGGCGUACGUCAUUCUGAAAAAGAGGCAUCAGACUGGUUUCACCCACAGGAAGCUGGUGGAGGAGUUUCCCUCAGAUCCAGUCCUCAGAUUGGACAACAACGAGCCUUUGGACUUGAACUUUGGAGGUGGAGCUUACUACAACCCCGGACUGCAGGGAGACCACAUCCAAAUGUCCAACUUCCCUCAACGCAAAAGAAACUAAAACUGCUCCCACAGCAUUUUUACCCGCACGAUCAAGAGACUUUUCUUUGCACCAUGCUAUUUAACAGUCGGUGUUAUGGACCUGUGUAUAUAGGACUGUGAAUGUUGAAUAUUGAGGAUGGUGAAAUCCUAAAAAUGUCUGCGCUUAGCAAUCGAUGGCAUUUAAAUGAGAAGAGGUUUUUACUGAGCACAUUCAUAGCGUGAAAACAAACGUGAUGACUGAGGGCAAUCUAUUUGAAGAGCACUACCCAGCCAAGAAGAAUGAUGUCUGUUGCCAAAACGAAUCAAAUUUAACUCCAACCUUCUCUCAUUUAAUUGAAGAACAACCUUGCAAUUACCUUUGGAUUAUUUUAGCUGUACAUCUUACGUCUUUCUAAAAACGAAACAUGGAUGUCAGAGGUUGCGUUUACCGCGAGGAUGAUCCACUGCUGUUUAAAUAGUCUAUUUCUUUUUCAGAGGGAGGCUGUGUAUAAGAGUUUGGAAUCCUUGGUUAGAAAAAGGUCAUAAGCAUCGUGAAUGUCACAUGUAGAAUAAAGUGUUUUAUAGUCAUAGUGGGCUCAGUGCUGUUUACCUGUUGCACCCUGAGAACAAAAUAGUCUAUGCAGUAUUUUUAAUGCAUUUCUUUAAUUUAACAUAAAUUUAACAUUAAAAAUAAAUAAAAUAAAAAAAUCUGGGUCGUUUGAGUGUAGAUUUUCAAACAUAUGCCUAUAUAUAUAUAUAUAUAUAUAUAUAUAUAUAUAUAUAUGUCAUUUAACAAGAUAUGUAUUUGAAGCGUCUUGUUUUUCCUACUUGUCUCUGUGACCUGUCGGAAUACUUGCUUCCAGCACACUAGCACUGUAUAUGCCUGGAAUUAA
Synchiropus splendidus (mandarinfish) is the source of this 2081-nucleotide messenger RNA. It is a transcript of the gene muc15, whose product is annotated as mucin 15, cell surface associated. Bases 149 to 1228 code for a protein of 359 amino acids. The record is from RefSeq and is a predicted model, not a curated record. Lineage: Eukaryota; Metazoa; Chordata; Actinopteri; Syngnathiformes; Callionymidae. The transcript is spliced from 4 exons.